CCGGGCGCCGCACACGGGAGGCGACAAACGACAGCAAUUGGCGAAACUCAUCGCCGACGCGUAGCAAACCAUGCACACGGGAGGCGACGAGUGUCUGUGACCAGUGACACCCGUGGGCUACGCGUUCACAUCCAGAGCAAAUUGUACGAGUCUCCCACGGUUUUGGCUGUCAGAUGUGGAGGGAAUUUAGGGGUAUGAAAGUAGUUCAGAGGAGGAAAAGCGGCCGGUGUUGAUCUAGGACUCUUGCUAGUACAGGAUCUUGCUAGUAUUGAAGAUAAACUCGCAUAAAUGCCAGUGUAAAACGAAUGUAAAUUUACCCGGUAUCUUUAGUCUGGCACCGAAGAGUUCCCAUGCCGCUUUUUUCUUUAUAUCUCGAUAUUCUUUUUUUUUUUUAGAAAUGUCAAAUAUCUCCGGGAAAUCUGACACGGCAAGUAUAGCGCACUGAUUAGCAUCCUGUCCGCUCAUUGGUCGAUCAAUGAAACUCCGGCUGAUUGGUCCUCGCCUGGGCGACAGCGAUGAAAAGUUGCAAAACUUUCUGGGAUUGCUUUGCAAACUAGCGUGUGCAAGACGACACGCGUGAACACAAACUUUCACACGCACGAAUGUCGCGUGUCGGUUGUCUGGACGGUGACGCGAUAAUCGUUCUAUCUCGCAGGUUACAUUUAAAAUGAGUAGAGGCGAUGUCGACUCCCGUGUAUGGCGCCCAUUAAACAUAUGGCAACAAAUGCUUGGAGCAGCGACAAGUGACAUGCUUUUCUUAUUUUUCUCAUGUUUUCUUAGGUUUAUUUGUAUCCAAUAAUGUUUUUCGCCCAGACGGUUGGCAAUUUAAGAGAUUAUGUGUCCAAUAAUCCUCCAGCAGUGGCCUUUUUCCUGUGUCUCCUGACACUGGCUAUUUCAUUCAUCAGCCUCGGGUGUUACAGCAGCACUCAUACCCUGCCCAACCCUGACACAGCAAAGGACUGGAACCGUCUCCUUUCCACCUUAUCAAAGUUUCAUCUGUGCGUAAAAGCUAAUUGGCGCUCCGAUGAACCAGUGUCUCCACAUCCAUCACUUCUGACCAAAGAGGAAAAAGAUGGAACAACUCCAUCACAGAACAUGACAAUACAUACUCCAUCUGUCAUCACUUUGCGUCUCAACGUUCCUGUGGCUGUAACAAGCAGCCAUGGCCUACCAAAUGAUGUCGCCCUAUUCACAGCUAUGACAGCCAGUCAGUUAAAUCUUGGGGGCAAUGAAAUUGUGACUCUAGAGAUGCACCCUGAAAAUGAUACCUGUACCUGUCUCAUUAUAAAAGCCCGAGCAGAUCUCCUCCCCAUGAGACUACUUCCUCCUGAGUGUCCUGCAUCUGGGAGCAACCUUUCAUCUGUCCACGUUGAUGCAAUUAAUCAACCACAAGCAGCAUCACAAGCCUGCUAUGGUCUUCUCUCCAGGAAUGACCCCGCUCUCACCGUCAUGUUAACAAAGGAAGAGCAGUGGGUUGCGGUGCGACAUUUGAUUGAAGUCAGUGUGUGUCUGAUAGGUGUUUGUUUAUUACUUUGUUUAGCUGCAAGCCUGACACUCACCAAUACGCAGCUACCACAGGAAGGAACUGGAUCUCCAAAAUUCAGAUAGCAACCUAAUUUAAUAGUCUUUUUGUUUAUUUGUUACAGAACCUUUGACACCUAAACAUUAUCAACUGUAUAUUGAAAGGCUGCAUCACCACUUCCUGGGUGGGAGGCCUUAAGAGAACCUUUUUCUUAGCAACCAGUUUUCUUACAUCCAAUGGCUGUCAAGAUGUCUGCGUUAUUAAUCUUUGUGCCUUUAUAAAAAAUGAAUUCAAUAUAGGUGUGUUCUGUAUCUACAGUAGUCUGUAAUUCAAGAAUUGUAUACUGUACAGAAGUGCACGUUUGGUUUGACACUUCUCUAAAAGUUUCAAGGAGAAAUAUCUUAAACCUUGACCUGUUAAACUCAAGUGUAAAUAGUGUAUAACAUUGACGUUUUUUUUUCCACAAUACUGUUACUAUCAUAUUUGAAUAUUAAAAAACUAAAAUAAU
Dunckerocampus dactyliophorus (ringed pipefish) is the source of this 2030-nucleotide messenger RNA. RefSeq lists its product as uncharacterized. The record is from RefSeq and is a predicted model, not a curated record. Lineage: Eukaryota; Metazoa; Chordata; Actinopteri; Syngnathiformes; Syngnathidae.